CUAGCUUGACUAGCUUCCACAUGGCUUCCGGAGCUUUCCUUGUUGCGGCCAUGGUGGCCGUGGCCGUGUCGGCGGCGGGGGUGGGAGGCGACUUCGCGGCGGACCAGAAGGAGUGCUCGGACAAGCUGGUGUCGCUGGCGACGUGCCUGACGUUCGUUCAGGGGCAGGCACCGUCGCCGACGCCGGACUGCUGCGCGGGGCUGAAGACGGUGCUGCAGACGGGCCGCAAGUGCCUGUGCGUGCUCGUCAAGGACCGUGACGACCCCGGCCUGGGCCUCAAGAUCAACGUCACAAGGGCGCUCGGACUCCCCGCCGCCUGCAGCGCGCCCGCCAACAUCUCCGACUGCCCAAGGCUACUUAACCUGCCACCCAACUCCAAGGACGCGCAGGUCUUCGAGCAGUUCGCCAAGCAACAGGCAGCUGCCCAGAGCAGCCCCAGUGGUGGUGGUGGGUCGAGUGCGCCGAGCACGGGCGCACAGAAGAACGCGGCGACGAGGAUGAGGUGGUUGGGAGUGGGCGGAGUCGGUGGCGCCGCACGCGCAGUGCCGCUCUUCUUCUUGGUCUGCACCGCCAUCCCACUCGCCCUGCCUUUCCUGCUUCUUCUGGGCUGAAUAAAACGGAAAGGAACUGAGACUUGAGAGGGAUAGUGCCGAUCAUCAUUUCUGUUUGUACAUGGUGUUGCCGACCUGGUUGAUGAGUGCAAGCAUGAAGGCAUGCGUGUGUGUGAGUGCUGUCUCUGAGUUUCCAUGUGUAAGAAACUGAAGCAAUAUGCCAUGAAAAUUGGUUGUACUGCAUGUUGACGACUGGGAUUUCCGGUUUCGUCUCAGAGUGCCAUAACUGCCUGCUCAUUUGUAACGGGUAUAUAUACUUGAUGAAGUAGCUCUAAUAAAAUCCUUCAUUUGUCACAA
Messenger RNA from Lolium rigidum, 908 nucleotides. RefSeq names its product non-specific lipid transfer protein GPI-anchored 14-like. NCBI's taxonomy places the organism in Eukaryota, Viridiplantae, Streptophyta, Magnoliopsida, Poales, Poaceae. Gene Ontology annotation, biological process: lipid transport. The transcript has 3 exons. Gene Ontology annotation, molecular function: lipid binding. The record is from RefSeq and is a predicted model, not a curated record. Bases 21 to 611 code for a protein of 196 amino acids.